CCACCUCUAGGCGCCCGCCGAGCUCGGCGCCGAACGGGCGACGCCUGCCGGCCGGACGCUAGGGAGAAGUCCUCGCGCGCCUCACGAAGUCGCGCCACGCCUCACGUCGUCGGCUCCCGAGCGCGAGCCCUUCCGCUCCGGCCUGCCGCCUCCGCCUCCCGCCAGUCGCCGAGCCGCUGUCAGCAGUCUACUGCCGUCUGUCUCGACGCGCAGGCGUUGCCAGGCAAGCCCGCCUCUCCGGCUCCCGUCUGUGCCGGACGUUCCCUGAUUUCCCGGCCGGAAGCGCUGAUCUCCGGCAGCCGCCGGAAGCUGCCGAGACUGAGCCUGCUGGAGCGCCUCCGGCUCCUAGACGGCAACUGUUGCUCCGCGCGAGCGGCCCGCUGAGUGACGUCGUCGCUGUCUAAGGUCUUCGACGCCUCUGCCCACCGGUGAUCCUGGCGACCGAAUUUCGUCACUAGGUGGACCAAGCUGCUAGUGGAGGUCCCGGCACUGGUCAUCGCGCCGGUGCUUCGCCUGUUAGGACGACAUCGCGAACGCCUCGGCCAUGGCGUCAGGAAAUCCGUACCAGAACUGCACGGUGCUUCAGUUGCUGGACAACGAUACGGUCAACUGUCUCCAGGUGGCGCCAAGCACCGACCCCUACAAGGUCAUCAACGCCAUCCUCUACGCCACAGUGAUGAUGAUCGGGCUGAGCGGUAACACGCUGGUCAUUUACGUCAUCCUGCGCUACAGCAAGAUGCAAACCGUCACCAACUUCUACAUCUUCAACCUGGCGGUGGCGGACGAGAUCUUCCUCAUCAGCAUUCCCUUCAUCCUGACCACGAUGUCGCUGGGUCACUGGCCGUUCGGCAUGGUCAUGUGCAAGAUCUACUGGACCAUUACCAGCAUCAACCAGUUCACCAGCAGUCUGUUCCUGACGGUGAUGAGUGCGGACCGCUAUCUCGCCGUUUGUCACCCCAUCAGCUCGACCCAGUGGCGUACACCGCUCGUGUCCAAAAUCGUCUGUCUGACGGCCUGGACGGCCAGCUCCCUGAUGGUGGUGCCGCUCUUCAUGUACGCUGCCGAGUACGAGGGCCAGUGUAACAUCUUUUGGCCGGAGGACAUCGGCGGCGAGAAGGCGUUCACCCUCUACACCUUCGUCAUGUCCUUCGCCAUGCCCGUCAUCCUGAUCCUCGUCUUUUACGUCCUCGUCAUCCACAAGCUACGCCAUGUGGGGCCGAAGAACCGGUCUCGCGAGCGCAAGAAGAGCCACCGCAAGGUGACGCGGCUGGUACUGACCGUCAUCACCGUCUACUUCUGCUGCUACCUGCCCUUCUGGGUCACCCAACUCUCGAUGACGCUCAGUAGCGAGGCGCGCGUCCGCCACAGCCCCGUCAUGGUCUGCGUCAUCCUGCUCGUCUACACGCUCACCUACUUCAACAGCGCCGUCAACCCCAUCCUGUACGCCUUCCUCAGCGACAACUUCAAGAAGUCGUUCGUUAAGGCGUGCCAAUGCGCGCGCCUACCCGACGUCAACAACGCCCUGCAGGCGGAGAACUCGGUGUUCCCCCGCCGCCACGGGCGGCAAGUCGCCUUCCCCUGUCACGCUCAGCUCAACCCCUGCAGCCUGGCCGAGACGUCCAACGGUCACCUGACCCUGAAGGUGCCGGCCAUCGGCUGA
This is a messenger RNA of Pollicipes pollicipes, 1660 nucleotides long. RefSeq names its product somatostatin receptor type 2-like. Gene Ontology annotation, molecular function: somatostatin receptor activity; peptide binding. Gene Ontology annotation, cellular component: neuron projection; plasma membrane. Gene Ontology annotation, biological process: G protein-coupled receptor signaling pathway. NCBI's taxonomy places the organism in Eukaryota, Metazoa, Arthropoda, Thecostraca, Pollicipedomorpha, Pollicipedidae. The record is from RefSeq and is a predicted model, not a curated record.